GCGGGUGUUUGUUAAGCGCACGGCGCCUGCGCAGCUGGCGGCCCAGUGGGAAUUUGGUCCAAGAGUCCAGACUCCAAAAGUUCUAGUAGGCGCUGGUUACUGCUGGCGGUUCCAUAGCAUACUUGCCCUUCUGGCAUCGGUUUCUGUGGUGGGCUGUUGCAAGCUACAGGGAUGUCGAGCGCUGUGCUGGGAAGGAAGAGCUGCAACAUGUGCCGUCUCAGAAGUGUGUACUACUCGGCUUUGUCCAACAGCAUCGGCUCCCCCCUCGUUCCCCUUUGCCGCCCCCAGCGCUUGCGUCUUCCCAACUGCCCUGGCAGCUUCAGGGGACUGCGGCAACAGGGAAGCGGUCCCCGGCAAGGUGCUGAGAUUGUGAAGCCACUGGAUGGUGUGAGGAUUCUUGAUCUAACAAGAGUACUUGCUGGGCCUUUUGCCACCAUGAAUCUGGGAGACCUUGGAGCUGAAGUUAUUAAAGUGGAAAAGCCAGGAGCUGGGGAUGAUACAAGAUCAUGGGGACCACCCUUUGUUGGAACGGAAAGUUCUUAUUUUCUCAGUGUAAACAGAAAUAAAAAGAGUAUUGCUGUAAAUAUGAAGAACCCUAAAGGAGCAAAUAUACUUAAAGAGCUUGCAGCUGUCUGUGAUGUUUUUGUGGAAAACUAUGUCCCUGGAAAACUGGCUGAAAUGGGCUUGGGGUAUGAAGACAUUAUCAAGAUUGCUCCCCAUAUUGUUUACUGUUCAAUAACAGGCUAUGGUCAAACAGGUCCAAAGUUUCAGAGAGCAGGCUAUGACUCUGUUGCAGCCGCUGUUUCUGGCCUCUUGCAUAUCACAGGGCCUGAGGAAGGCGAACCAGUUAGACCAGGAGUAGCUAUGACUGAUCUUGCUACAGGACUAUAUGCAUAUGGAGCAAUUAUGGCUGCACUUCUUCAGAGAUAUAAAACAGGGAAGGGAAUGCAUAUUGAUUGCAAUCUGUUAUCAUCUCAGGUUGCUUGUCUUACCUAUAUAGCAAGCAAUUUCCUAAAUUGCAAAACGGAAUCCAAACGAUGGGGCACUGCUCAUGCAAGUAUUGUUCCUUAUCAGGCUUUCAAAACUAAGGAUGGGUACAUUGUGGUGGGAGCUGGAAAUGAUCAACAGUUUGCCACUGUUUGCAAGGUUCUGGGUUUACCUGAAAUCAUCGGUGAUUCUAGAUAUAAAAAUAACCAGCAGCGUGUGGCAAACAGGAAAGAGCUUGUUGAAAUUCUAUCAGCCAGGUUUUUGGAAAAAGAGACCACCAAAUGGCUAGAGCUCUUUGAAGGUUGUGGUGUCCCAUAUGGUCCAAUCAACAGUAUGCAGCAGGUGUUCUCGGAUCCUCAGGUUCUGCACAAUGGGCUUGUUAUGGAGAUGGAUCAUCCAACAGCAGGAAAGAUUGCUGUUCCAGGCCCAGCUGUAAGGUACAGCCAGUUUGGAGUGACCAAGCCAAAAAACCCUCCUCUUGUUGGUCAGCACACAGUUGAUGUACUGAAGGGUACUCUGGGAUAUAAGGAUGAUGUCAUACAGGAACUGCUGAGCUCUGGAGUUGUAGCUCAGUAUGAACUCAUGUGACAAGAUCUGGCUUCCAUCUCUAAUGGAGAAGAAGAAACUAACUAGGAUCUCUUCCAUUUUCACAAUCUGCUGUUGGAGAUAUGAUUACAUUCUUAACAUGAUUUUGUCAUAAUCAAAAGCAUAGCUGGAUCCAAAAUAUCAACCUGCAAAGUUUUAGAAAUAAUCUACUUUUGCUACCUGACAGGCACAACUAUAUAUUUUUGUAAAAUCCAAUUGCCAAAUCCCUGAAUGGCUAAUCACUUCUCAGAUUUGAUUUUAUCUAGUAAAUGUAGUCUUUAUCAUAACAGUAAUAACUUGCAAAGUAGAUCUACAUAAAGUGUAAUAGGUUUUCUUUCUGUUUUAAAAAUAACAUUUCAUAUACCAAAAACAUGUAACAAACUAAGGCUGCAAUGGGAGAGGGAAGAGAUGGCCAGGGGAAAGGGGAAAUUAAGGAAUGGGUGAGAGGAAAACAAGAAAAUAAAUCAGGUUUUAAUAAAUCAUCCAAGGUUUUAUGGUGUGUGCCCUGCCCAUGAGUUCCACAACAGCAAGCUGCCCAAAGGUCUCUGUGUAGUGCCAGAUAGCAUGGUAAGUGUCCUCUUGCACUGGUCUUUAAAUGCAAUCUUUUUGCAUUGGACAGCACAGUAGAUAGAUCCUCAGUCAACUGGAUCAAGAGGAUGUGUUGACCUGUGAGGUGUUUGGCAGCCAGUGCUACAGUCAGAUAAUUGCAACCCUUAGAUGCUCCAGUGUAGGCCUGAAUUGAAAUGUCCCUCCUAUUGUUGCUGUUAUUUUCAUAGGAGGCAAAAAUGAAUAAAUAAACCAGUACUGAGAUUCCAAAUUAAAAUCCAUCAUACAUUCCAUGA
Hemicordylus capensis (graceful crag lizard) is the source of this 2414-nucleotide messenger RNA. RefSeq names its product succinyl-CoA:glutarate-CoA transferase (gene SUGCT). The transcript has 14 exons. The record is from RefSeq and is a predicted model, not a curated record. Lineage: Eukaryota; Metazoa; Chordata; Lepidosauria; Squamata; Cordylidae. The coding region runs from base 172 to 1575 and encodes 467 amino acids. Gene Ontology annotation, molecular function: catalytic activity.